Messenger RNA from Knipowitschia caucasica, 348 nucleotides. Lineage: Eukaryota; Metazoa; Chordata; Actinopteri; Gobiiformes; Gobiidae. The record is from the annotation of a GenBank genome assembly.
AUGACACUUACGUCGGGUCGAUACCGGAAAUCACAGUCACCACAAAGAGAAGACUACAGCACAAAGAGAAGACUACAGCACAAAGAAAACUACAGCACAAAGAAAACUACAGCCCAAAGAGAAGACUACAGCCCAAAGAGAAGACUACAGCCCAAAAAGAAAACUACAGGCCAAAGAGAAGACUACAGCCCAAAAAGAAAACUACAGGCCAAAGAGAAGACUACAGCCCAAAGAGAAGACUACAGCCCAAAGAGAAGACUACAGCCCAAAGAGAAGACUACAGCCCAAAAAGAAAACUACAGCCCAAAGAGAAGACUACAGCACAAGAAAGCAGUAUUUCAUUUGUAA